UUAGGUUAUGUUUUUGUUAUUGUUAUGUUUUGUCUCUUUUUGUAUUGUUUAAAUAUUAAGGAAAAAUGUUACAUUCUGUCAACACGUUACAAUACCGUGGUUUGAAAUUGUUUUUAAGGCCGUGUGAUUACAAAAUUAUUAGACAAACAAUACAUAGUGUAGGCUUAAAUGAUAUUCCUAAAGUAACUGGAACUGAUAUAAAAAAAAUAAUACGGCAAAAAGGCCUCGCUGUACAAGAUGGGUACACAUCAUUUAUUACUAAGUGUACAGUAUGUUCGGGAAAUGAAAAAAGCAGCGACAGUAAAUUGUACAUCAAUAAAACAACCGGAUACUUUUCGUGUCCAAAGUGCAACAUACAUGGAGACUGGAAUAUCUUAGAAAGAAUUAUAAAGAAAGUGAAAAUGGAGGCAUCAAUUAAAGAUUACAUACAAAAAAUGCAGCAAGAUAAUCUACAAUUUGAAAAAGACUGGCAAGAUAUACUAGAUAAUACUACCUCAUUAUCCAACACUAAUGAAAAGGAAGCUUUAGAAAUAUUUAGGCUAUUUGAAUUUCCUUACCAUCCUGAAGCCUGCAAAGUGUUAUCAGAUGUUAGAAUUUCUAUGGAACACAACAUAUUGUAUUUCCUUUUAAAGAAUGCAAGUGACAAAGUUAUAGGGUACCGUAAAAUUGAGGCAGGCAGAGAGGAGGAAGCUGAAAGUCACGGACACCACACCGCUGGCCUAUUCUGGUGUAAAGCACACAGAGUGGGCCAUAAUGCACAAGCUGUCUUAGUUCCUAGUGUACAUGAUGUAUUACAUUUAGCUGCUCAUAAAAUACCAGGUUCCCUUGUAUGGCUGAAUAAUUGCAAUUUACCACCUGUUGUUCUACCAACGCUUGAGGGAUACCAAAAGCUAUGUCUAUGGGGUGACUGGGACAACAUGCGAGCGGUAGCCGAGAAACUUGGUGAAGAAAGAUGUCGUUUUGUGAGACCAACAGAUGGUCUAGUUACGGCUUCGGAGACAGCUGCUGCUAAUCUCUCAUUAAAAGCUCUGGUAUCCGAAGCGAAACCCGCAGCUCAUAGAUCAAUUACAACAUUUUCUGCAUUACGAGAUGAUGUUUAUGCAGAACUCACCAACAUUGACAAGGUGCGAGGUGUGAAGUGGCGUCGCUUCCCCGCCCUCACCCGGCUGCUAGGCGGGCACCGUUUUAAGGAACGAGAAUCAGAAGAUCUUUCGACAAGUUCAAUAUUCGGCAGCGCGAAAGCAUCGCAAGAGGCAGAUAAUGUUCUUAUAAUUCAGGACAAACGGCUAACAGCUGUUCGCGGAAAAAAAUAUUUACAAGUAGCUAAGAAUCGGUACAGCGGAGACUUGGGUAUCGUUCCAUUAGACUUUGAAAAGGAUUCUCUCAGCUAUCAAUCGAAGAAAAAGAAAGCGAAACAGGAUGACCCUGACAAAUUACUGGAUGAAUGUUUUGAAGAUUACUCCAUCGAGGAUCAAGUGGCUGUAAAUACUGCAAAGAGGAACACACAAAGUACGAAAUCGCAAAAUAAAAAAGAAAGUACAAGCUCAUAUUUAAGUGAUAUUUUAAAUUCAAAUAGAACCAGGUGAAUAAAUUUAGAUUAUAUGUAUAUUUGUAUAUAACAGUUAAUAAAAACUGUUACUAAGUUUACUGAGAAAACUAUAUAGACCAAAUUUUCACUAUCAGUAUUAUAAUUCAUAUUUGCUAAACAACCAAUUGUAUAAAAUCCUAUCUCAAUGGAAUUUGUCAAGUUAAAUAAAACAAUAAUGUAUAUAGUUUAUACAUUUCACAAUGUGAAUAUAUUUUCUUUAUUUCAUGUUAUUUAUAACCCAGUCAUUAAAUUACGUUUUGUGAUACAAUUGAAACAUAUACAUAUGUACAACAGAUUAUAAAUAAAAGUAAAACAUGUAUGAUGUUAUAAAUAAUUUUUAUAAAUUAUCUUGUUUAUAAAGCAUUUAGUAAUCUUUAAACAUAAGCAAUGUUUAAUAAAAAAAUAUAAAUGAUCCUAUAUACAUAUUUCUUUCAAUAUAAUGUUUUAAAUUAAAAUA
Messenger RNA from Papilio polytes (common Mormon), 2045 nucleotides. RefSeq names its product twinkle protein, mitochondrial (gene mtDNA-helicase). Gene Ontology annotation, biological process: mitochondrial DNA replication. The record is from RefSeq and is a predicted model, not a curated record. Bases 66 to 1586 code for a protein of 506 amino acids. Gene Ontology annotation, molecular function: 5'-3' DNA helicase activity; single-stranded DNA binding. Gene Ontology annotation, cellular component: mitochondrion. The transcript is spliced from 8 exons. Lineage: Eukaryota; Metazoa; Arthropoda; Insecta; Lepidoptera; Papilionidae.